Molecule: messenger RNA, 8239 nt
Organism: Anguilla anguilla (European eel)
Lineage: Eukaryota; Metazoa; Chordata; Actinopteri; Anguilliformes; Anguillidae
Gene: usp54a
Product: ubiquitin specific peptidase 54a
Exons: 21
Coding region: 408-5369 (1653 amino acids)
Biological process (GO): protein deubiquitination
Molecular function (GO): cysteine-type deubiquitinase activity
Source: RefSeq, a predicted model, not a curated record
ACCGUUUCUCCCUCAGAGCUGCGGAGAGUUAUUUUUACCUUUGUUAUCCGUUUUAUUUCCAGGCCCCUGCCAGUGUUUGUGAGGAGGAAGACUAAUCUGCCGCGCUCUGGAUGACUUCCACUCGGCCUUGAGCGGGCCGAGCUCGGCGAGCACGAAAGCGAGCGUCUGAAAGCGAAGCGCCUCGGUUCAGCGUUUCCUUUUUUUGCGUCCCGUCUCCCGCGUCUGGCGUUUCAUCAGCUCUGUGAGGAUGGCCCUCUCGGCCUUUCCCCGGAGGAGGACAGCUCUGUGUUGAUCCAGGAAGUGUGUGAGAGAAAAGGGGAGGGGGGGGUAGAGAGAGAGGGAGAGAGGGAGAGAGGGAGAGAGAGAGAGAGAGAGAGGGACGUGUCGGUCGGGCGGUCUCCAGGACGAUGUCCUGGAAGAGGAACUACUUUGCGUCGGGCAGCAGCGGACUCCAGGGGAUCCUGACGCCCAGGAACAUGACGUCCAUCGCCCCCAGCAAAGGGCUGAGCAACGAGCCGGGCCAGAACAGCUGCUUCCUCAACAGCGCGCUGCAGGUCCUCUGGCAUCUAGACAUCUUCCGCAGGAGUUUCAGGCAGCUGACCACCCACAAGUGCAUGGAGGACUCCUGCAUAUUCUGCGCUCUGAAGAGCAUCUUUGCGCAGUUCCAGUUCAGCAGCGAUAAGGUGCUGCCGUCGGACGCCCUGCGCAGCGCCCUGGCCAAGACCUUCCAGGACGAGCAGCGCUUCCAGCUGGGCAUCAUGGACGACGCCGCCGAGUGCUUCGAGAACAUCCUGAUGAGGAUCCACUUUCACAUCUCUGCCGAGAGCAAGGAGGACAUCUGCACCGCCAAGCACUGCAUCCCGCACCAGAAGUUCGCCAUGACGCUGUUUGAGCAGUGCGUCUGCAGCAGCUGCGGUGCCACGUCGGACCCCCUGCCCUUCAUUCAGAUGGUGCACUACAUCUCCACCACCUCCCUCUGUAACCAGGCCAUCCGCAUGCUGGAGUGCCGGGAGAAGCCCACGCCGGACAUGUUCGGAGAGCUGCUCCGCAACGCCAGCACCAUGGGGGACCUGCGCAACUGCCCGGCUAGCUGUGGGGAGAAGCUGCGAAUUCGGCGGGUGCUGAUGAACUCUCCUGAGAUCAUCACCAUCGGGCUGGUGUGGGACUCGGACCACUCCGAUCUGGCCGAGGACGUGAUCCACAGCCUGGGCACCUGCCUUCGCCUGGGCGAUCUCUUCUACAGAGUGACGGAGGACAAGGCCAGGCAGUCGGAGCUCUACCUGGUGGGCAUGGUGUGCUACUACGGCAAGCACUACUCCACCUUCUUCUUCCAGACCAAGAUCCGCAGGUGGAUGUACUUCGACGACGCCCACGUCAAGGAGAUCGGGCCCAAGUGGAAGGACGUGGUGUCCCGGUGCAUCAAGGGGCACUACCAGCCCCUGCUGCUGCUCUACGCUGACCCCCGGGGGACGCCCGUGUCGGUGCAGGACCUGCCCACCCACCUGGACCUGCGGCACUACAACAAGGCCUACUACGACAGCGAGGACUCGGGCCGGGAGCCGUCCAUCUCCAGCGACACCCGGACGGACUCGUCGACGGACAGCUACACGUACAAGCACUCGCACUCGCACCACGAGUCCAUGGUCAGCCACUUCUCCUCCGACUCGCAGGGCACGGUCAUCUGUAACCCCGACGACACGGCCUCGCAGAGCAGCGUGGAGACCGCAGGGCCAGGGACGGACAGUGAGCCGGCGCAGCGGCCGGCGCCCAGGAAAGGCGGGACUUUGGACAGGAAGGGCGGGGCCGGGGACAGAAAGCGGAGCUCUAGCCGGCCGCGGCGCUUUGAGGAGCGGGGCCGCGCCCCUAAGGCGGACGAGGCGUCCUCCGCCGGCUACCACAGCGAGGGUGAGACUCUGAAGGAGCAGCAGGUCCCCCGUGCGGGGGGACUCAAACCCACGUCCAGCCGGCUGAAGGAGUUCAAGGAGACCAUGAGCAACAUCAUCCACAGCCGCCCGCUCUCGGCCUCCAGCCUGGGGCUGGGGGGGCGGGAGUGCCCCCCCCGGGCGCGGGACUGGGACGUGGAGAGCACCAGCAGCGAGUCCAAGUCCAGCUCCUCCGGGGGGCGCUACAGGCCCGCGUGGAAGCCCAGGCGGGAGGCGCUGAACAUCGACAGCAUCUUCAGCCGGCGGCAGGCCGGCUACAGCCCGCUGGGCUCCGCCCCCCUGGUGGAGGACGCCGACGCGGCGGGGGCGGGGUCAGGGGCGGGGGCCGGGACGGGCACGACGGCGUCCGGGACGGGGGCGAGGACGGGCACAGGCGUAGGCACGGGGGCGGGGGCUGGAGCUGGAGGGCGAUCCCGGACCCUCCCCCCGCCCCAGCCCCGCCUCAUUCAGAGGAUGGAGAGCGGCUACGAGAGCAGCGAGAGGAACAGCAGCAGCCCCGUCAGCCUGGACACGCCCCUGAGCGAGAGCUCCUGCCCCGGGGCGCACAGGGACGCGGGGUCCCGGAAGCAUUUUGGCCCUGGCCCGUCCUGGCGCAGCGUGCCCAAAUCCAAAAGCAGCAGCGCCCUUCUGCAGGACCUGAAAACAUCGACCCGGGGCAGCAGCCACCUCAGCCUGGGCGGGGAAGGCCGCAGCGAGCUGGACGAGCUGCAGGAGGAGGUGACGCGUCGGGCCAAGGAGCAGGAGCUGCAGAGGAAGAAGGAGAAGGAGAAGGAGGCGGCCAUGGGCUUCAACCCCCGGCCCAGCAAGUUCAUGGACCUGGACGAGCUGCAGAACCAGGGGAAGGGGGACGGCUUUGAGCAGUGCCUCCAUGAGGCCGAUGCGCUCCUAGAGCAGUCCCUGCAGCUGGAGCAGGCCGACGACAUGGCCGCCGCCCUCUCAGUGUGUAACCAAGCUGUGUCUAAACUAAGACUUACCAUGCAUGAGGGCUACGCUAACACACAUAGCAGAACUGUGGCUGAUAAGAAGCUGCAAAGGUGCAUGAGGAGGGCCCGAGGCCUGCAGCAGCGCAUGCAGCCGCAGCAGGAGCCGCAGCCGCCGCAGCCGACGCAGCUGACGCAGACGCAGGGCCUGCCCAGUGAACAGCCUAUCCCGGGCCAAGUAUUGCUGACGGCCGCUCAGUUGGAGGACCAGGAAGCUGAAGAGAACGCCACCCUUGGCCCGCCCCCUCCUGUCCACGUUAAGCCCCUCCCCCCAUGUAGAAAUAUGCCCACCGAAGCCUUGAGCCACCUGCCUCCCUGCCCCUCCCGCGCUGUGGAGUUCCCAUGGAAACAGGGCCCCAAGGAGGAGGGCGGCGAGCUCCCAGCCCCGCCCCCAGGCCCCGGCGGCGGCGAGCGCGAGAUGAGAGGGGAGGGGCGGGAGCGCCCCCCGCCCUGGGCGGGCGCCCAGCUCGCCGACGUGGUCCCGGACGAGGGCCCGCACGCCCGGCACGCCCGUAAGCACAGCGUUGCCUCCUUACCCUCCCUCUCCCUGGACUGGGACGGCCUGCUCAUGGAAGGGGAGGGCGGAGCCCAGCCCGCUCAGCCCACGCCCCCGCCCCUGGCUCCGCCCCCCCGGGGCCCGGGCGACGCUUCGGACUGGAACGCCUUCCGCGCCGGCCCCCCGGUUCACGCACCGACGCACUCGAACCCUCGACCCUCCCUGCCGGCGGACCCCACCCCCGAGAGGGAAUACUGCAGCGUCGCAGAGGAGUACCCCCAAAGCUACCCCAGAGCCCCGUCCCGACCGCACGUUCACACCCCCCCUCUGCAGGCCCCCCCGGUCUCCAGCGCCGGCCACAGGCUGGCCCCAAACCCCGACGCCCGAAACUGGUCCUCCUGGAGCCUGGACGGGCCGGACGGCAUGGACACGCCCUUCUACGCCCCGCCCGACGGCCACUGCAAGCCGGGACGCCCCUCCUCCCCCGCCGAGGGGGCCGGGCCGCUGCCCGCCAUGCCCGUGGAGCGCUGGGCCGAGAACGUCGCCCGAUACUACAACUCCCAGCAUGCCCCUGAGCCGGACCGCGGCUCCCCCAGCCCCGAGCUCUCCGAGCUGGACUCCCUGUACCAGGCCAGCCUGCAGGCCUCGUGCGCCCCCAGGGUCCUUCACAGCGCCCACCCGCUGCAUUCUGGGAAACCAGCGAUGGCGGCGGCGCGGAAGCUGCUGUCUGGGAUGGCCACGCCCGGCCGCUCCAAAACCCCCACUGCCGAAAUCGAGAGGAGCGCGUACAGGACCCCCGUCUGCGCCAGCCCCCCCGCCCACCAUCACCAGCCUCCCUCCUCUGUGGGCCAGGAGCGGCUGCAUUGUGAGGACCCGUCCGGCCCGCGGCUGCAUUGUGAGGACCCGUCCGGCCCCCGGCUGCAUUGUGAGGACCCGUCCGGCCCCCGGCUGCAUUGUGAGGACCCGUCCGGCCCCCGGCUGCAUUGUGAGGACCCGUCCUACAGCGCUGAGAACCUUCGCCGUAUCGCCCGCAGCCUGAGCGGCACCGUCAUCAGAACCCGGCCCGAGCAGCUCGCUGGCUCCCACAGCUUCGAGCCAUCGGUCGCCAGGACGACGAAGCAUGCGGAAGGCAGAGUCUCACGUCGCGCUAGCCCCUCCCCCCACCUCCCCGCCCCCCACAAUCCCCCUGUGUUCCCCGCUGACCCCCAACACCACCAUCAGCACCACCAGCACCAACACCACCACCAUCUCCACCCAGCCCAAACACCUCACCCGUCCCAGCAGCUGCUGAGGCCCACUGUGACGGGGCCCGUCCGGGGACACCCAGGAGAUUCCCAGAAGGCCCACAAGUUUUUGGCUGUGCUUGACGGGCGUGAAGCUCUCCCCAGCGAAAGCUACCACAGCGUGGCACUGAGCUACGGCACGCUGCCGCGGGCACCUCGACGGACGGCCUCGGGGUCCUCGCUGCCCAGGGACAGCGCCCGCACGGGCGAUCUGCUCCAGCAGCAGCAGCCCCCCCACAGCCACGCCCACUACGCCACCCUCGCCCACCCCCGCCACUCCGCCCCCGCCGGCCGCCUCGCCCCUUACGGGCAGCCCCCGCCCCCCCACGGCGCCCACGAGCACCCCCUCCCCCGGUACCGCACCCUCCCCCACCCCCACCCCCAGCAGCUCGAGGGCCCCGCCCAGCCCGUCCGGCUCGACGUGCCCCCCGACGGAGACUGGCGGGGGAGCGAGUACAGGAAGGCCCCGCCCCCGUCCCACGCUCACCCCCACCCCCACCCCCACCCGCACCCGCAGCCGGCCCCCAGGCCCGCCCCCUACGCCAGGGGGCCCCCCGGCCGCGCCCCGCUCUGCUCCCUGUGCCAGCAGGUCCCCGCCGAGCCCUCGCGGUACUACUGCUACUCCUGCGGCAUGUACAUGUCCCGCUUCCGGCCCACCAGCCGCUAGAGCGCCCCCCGCAGGAGGGCGUGAACACUGCGCGAGCUGUUCUGUACGGGACCCCCCCGACGACGCCUUUGGGACCAGCUCUACGCCGUCAGCGCGCUGCGGAGCAACCGACCGGACCGUCGCCCCAACCGACGCUCACGUGGAACGCCAAGCUCGCGGCUCACUCUUUUGCUUAGGGUAACCGUUAAACGGUGCUGCGUCGUCACAAUGGCCCGUGGUCGAGAGAGACAGGGAAAGCCGCGGAGGGAUACGUUCGUUCCGUCUCUCUGACCGGAACUACUUCCGGCUGCGACAGGACUUCUCAGCGUACCGCUUCCUUUACGCCAGAACGGAAGUGUUGUCGUCGUCCUCUCAGUCGAGACGGAACCUCCCUGUCCUUUCCACAGGGCUGCCUUUCUGUUUUAUUUUUUUAAUGUGUUCAGCGAACGUGUGCGUUAGCUCCUCUGUGGACUCUGGGGCGUGAGAUGCAGACGUGUUUCAGCUCCUGGGGAGCGAUGCGCUCGGCUGCAGGAGAGCACACGAACCGGGACGUCCCGUCAGAACACAGAGGCGCACCGAAUUUGGGGUUGUAUGGAGGAUAAAUGCACGCAGCGCUUUUGCCCCGGUAACACCCCUCCAAAACGGGCGGGGCAAAAAGAGGGCGGAGACUCAAGGCCUUUAUGACUGUGACCAAUAAAAAAGGGGAGGGGUCCCAGCGCUUAACGGACACCGGUCAACAGAGGAGUCGACCAAUCAAGAGGAGGUCGCUACAGUGGCAUCAUUCAAAAUUAAUAUCUGGGAGAAUCGAUUUAGCCACGAUUGCCACGGUUUCAUUUUUUUCAUGCAAUUAAAAUGGACGCCUUAGAAAGACAGUUACUCUGACUUAGAGGAGCAGCUGAAGGGGUCCUACGUAGUUGAGGUUUUGAUUUUGUUUUUGUUUCUGUUUUUUUAAAAAAGGAGCAGGUCUUAGUCUUUUACACUUAGCAAUUUGGCUCCUUUGUGAGGUCCUCAAGCUUUUGUUUUUACUUUGAGCUAUUUAUUUUUAGGAGACGGGUAGGUUGUGUAUAGCUUGUACAAAUGUUUUAACUGAAUGCUUCUUGUACCCAGAAACAGGCCUGCUUUACUUUUGUAUUUCUCUAUCCUACCAUUGUCUGCUAGCGUCGUAGAGUUGGUAUGGACUGAACAUUUUAACCUUUCGAAUGGAGAGGUGACCGUAACUUUUCCGUAAGUGGAAUUAUUCGUAGCAAACAACUUAGCCUUGCAUUUAAUGUUACAGGCAUAGACUGCCUAGAUGUUAUACUGAAUAUUUUUUUGAACUGUAGGAGAAGAUGUAAAAAAAAAAAAACGCUAUAUUUUAAGACGAUGUGAGACGUCUGUUCUCUAGUGCUUUGUGUUUACUUUAUGUGCAUAAAGACGAGUUGAGCGCAUUUCAGAAGUGCAAAGGUAGAUACCCACCACUGUUCUGACUCAAUUGCCUUUGUUCCCCGGUUUUCUGGGGGAGAUAUUCCGGGCUAGCCUAUUUUUUUAAUAAACGUGACGGCACUGCUACGUAGCCCAUUAGCCUCGUUAGCCUAAAUACCGUGGUACAGGAUUGAGGUUCGAACGUCUGAGAAAGGUACCCACUGUUAGGAUCAUGGAAGACGUGUUCCGUUUUUGACAUUUAAAUGCCUACCCGAAAUAACUCUAAAGAGGGCUUUGCCAAAUCGUGAGUACUAGAUUGGUAGCAUUAGGGCCCAAGUCUAAGUUAAUGAAUAAUAUCCUCCGGUUUUUUUGUUUUGUUUGUUUGUUUGUUUUAUUUGGCGGAAAUUCCACACCAUUGGGUCAGCAAAUGCUUCUGUAUUUACAGGGUUUAAAAUAUGUGAUUUAGCCUUAUUGUACUGUGGUAGCGACAUGCUCCAGUAUCAUUUCUCUCUCUCUCUCUCUGCGUAAAGAAUACUACUUCAUUUGUAAUUCCGAAAGAUUAAACUCGAUCACGUACAGGAGCGUCUUGCUUUCGGAGGGUGACGUACCGUAGAAAUGGGUCCUAGAAACCAAACUAUUUGGAGGCCUUGCAUAUGCACAAUGUUCGGAGUUUAGCGAAGGCCAGGAUGUUAGAACAAAGUACGAAACGGAAAACGGACAAGAUAUACAGCCUUAAGGACUAAUGCUGUCGGACACAUUCAGCAGUCUGAUCAAAUAUUGAAAUAUUAUAUUAGAUGAAAUAUUUAAUCAAACUGCUGAAAGUCUUCUGUCAGUUUUAUUUAUUAUUUGCAGACAUUGUACACAUUUGGUGCCCAUUUAUGAUUUCCUAUUUUGCUUGAAGUUUUACGAUUUCAGUUUUACACCUUAAUGGCUAUGUUUUUGUUUUGUUUUUUUAAUUGAUUUUAAUUUGCAGUGUCAUUGCCAACAGGAGUUAAACUGCACUGCUGCUGGGAAAAAGGGUGGGUGUUGCUACACAAAUUGAGAUUUGGUUCUCUUGAAACAACAGAAGCAAAAACUGGAAUGUCUAACUUUGCAAAGAUUAGCUGCGUUCUGUCAGUGAGGAUCUGCCCUGUAUUCUUCCUGGGGUUAUAUGGUCAAAGAAGCUGAGCUAGUCUUGAGUCCUGGUGUGAAUGCUGCAAAACACUGCACCCUUGUGGAUUUCCAGUAGAAGUGCAGCUUACAGAUGUGACCUUUUUUUUACAUUUUUUUUUUUUUUUUUUAAACAAACAGGAUUUACAACGACUGUAUAUACACGCGUGUACAGAUAUUACUAGCCUUCGGAAUGAAGUGUGACGAGGAUUUCUUGACAAUGUAAAGGAAUUUUGAUGGCUUUCCACUCGUUUGUAAAUGCUAUGCUGGCAGAUGGAAACUUGUAUUUUUGCAAUAAAGUUACUAUGACGAUCUCCAACAGGAGCAGGGGCACAGUUGAA